Messenger RNA from Dovyalis caffra, 978 nucleotides. The record is from the annotation of a GenBank genome assembly. Lineage: Eukaryota; Viridiplantae; Streptophyta; Magnoliopsida; Malpighiales; Salicaceae.
AUGUUAGGAGCUAUGAUUCGGCUAUUUAAAGUGAAGGAAAAGCAGAGAGAACUUGCUGAAAAUGCUAAUGGUGGUGUGCCGAUCAAGAAGCAAUCUGCUGGAGAAUUGCGUCUUCAUAAGGAUAUUUCUGAGCUGAACCUACCUAAAUCAUGCACCAUGACGUUCCCCAAUGGCAAGGACGAGCUUAUGAACUUUGAGGUUUCUAUCCGGCCGGAUGAAGGAUAUUAUUUAGGCGGAACGUUUUUGUUCUCUUUCCAAGUUUCCGCAAUCUAUCCGCAUGAAGCACCGAAAGUUAAGUGCAAGACCAAGGUCUACCAUCCAAACAUUGACUUAGAAGGAAAUGUCUGCCUCAAUAUCUUGCGAGAAGAUUGGAAACCUGUCCUCAAUAUAAACACUAUCAUUUAUGGAUUAUAUCAUCUCUUCACGGAACCGAAUUAUGAGGAUCCUCUUAAUCAUGAUGCUGCUGCAGUGUUGAGAGAUAACCCAAAGAUGUUUGAAUCUAAUGUGAGAAGGGCCAUGGCUGGCGGGUAUUAUUUCACUGCCAAAUCUGGUUAUGGAAAUAUUUCUCGUAGUUCAUUCUUGGACUUUGAUCACCAGGAAGAUUCACUUGGGGUUCGGAAGUUGUGUCAACUUGUAUCGGAAGAUCGAUGGUCACCAAUAACGGUAGAAGAAACAGAAACAAUGAUAAACCAAGAUAAAUUUGUGAUCAACCACGAACAUUCACCUCCGCUUCAACCAGUCUUUGUUCCAAUUCUUGUGGUUAACGAACAAACUUGCUCCUCGAUUUUGGAUGCAUGUAAGUGCUCAGUCUUGCUUAGAUAUGGUCUUCAGCAAAUCCAAGAAUACAUCCAGAUGGAUGAUCUAGUUCAAGUGUUAAACAGCAAUGUAGAACAGCUCGAUCACCUGGGUUGCAUGCUAGUUCAGAUUCAUACCAGUGCACCAAAUGACAUCCAAAUUGUCACAAAAUCGGCCCCUUAG